Molecule: messenger RNA, 2832 nt
Organism: Colletotrichum truncatum
Lineage: Eukaryota; Fungi; Ascomycota; Sordariomycetes; Glomerellales; Glomerellaceae
Source: RefSeq, a predicted model, not a curated record
AUGUCUACCUCUACAAGUCAAUCAAGGCCCCAAUCGCGUCGCCGACCCAGCAGCUCUAGUAUAUACAAUCAAUUGCCUUCUCCCAAGCGCCAACGCCGUGCUAUCUCAGUUAGUAGUGAUGCCACUAUCAGUCAAUUCUAUGGGGCUGGCGAUCGUGAGGGUCAACCUGACCUAAUCUCUGAGAUUCCACCUGAACAAUUACAGCAAGAUUCCGACACAAGCUACAACCCCCAGGGAGAUGAAUUAUAUCUUCUAUGUUCCUUUCCAAAGGGGACAAUACGUAUGCAGCGUACAAUUUUACCUGAACGUCAACCAAAAGAAAGCCAAUUAGUAUUACAACCUGAAAAUCAACCCUUACAACCCACUUCAGAUCAGUUCUCUACUGUUCUAAGCCUCAUUCAAGAGGUUGUUGGGACAAACCGACGUCUUACGCGUGCUCUCCUCCAACAAUGUGAACGCGUUCGUCGAUAUCGUGAGGCUUGGGGCUACUCACCACACCCUUCAGACAUAUCCUCAAUCGGCGAGUCUCCUCCUCCUCCACCUUAUUCACCUCCCCGACAAAGCCCAGAAGUAAUAGCGAUACCAUCUUCUCCAAGUACUUUAUUCCUUACUACAAGCGAAAGGUCGAAAUCACCUACCCCCGAAACUAUUCCAAACCCACCGAUCCCUAGCGAACCAGAAGCAACAAUUGAAACCCUCCUCGACCGAGUUAAUAAAUUUGCAAAAGAGCAUGGAUUUGGGAUUGCAAAGUAUAAUAGAUGCUAUCGUAAAGGACGUAUAAUUCGCUAUACACUUCGUUGCGAUCGAUUUGGGCUACCAAAGCGAGGUAGAGGUGCUGGCAUCCGAGCCCGCGCAUCUCGGAAGUGUGAUUGCCAAUGGCAAAUUAUUGCUGAAGCAAUAGAGGAGGGGAAAUGGCUUUUACGUCAGCAUUCCAACCCAAUACACAGCCAGCAUAAUCAUAUCCCUAGCUUAGCAUCAUCUGCACACCCAGCCUAUAGGAGGUUGACUGAGCCUAUUAAGGAUGCAGUUGAGACUACUAGUCGGCGGGUUGGUAUUCGGGCACGCGACGUAGGUGCUAUUAUUCAGGAGCAGUUUCCUGAAUCUGUUUUCACCCAGCGGGAUAUCUAUAACGCUAGAGCCCGAAUCAAUCGCGAAAAGCUUAAUGGGUAUACACCAACUGCAGCUCUAAUCAAGCUUUUUGAUGAGCGGGAGAUCCCUUAUAUUGUGAAGUGGGCGGAUGAUGAGCCGAAUCGGCUUGUUGGGCUUGUCUGGACGUUUCCAUACUCUCUCCGGAUGUGGAAGCGGUUCCCCGAGGUUAUCAGCUUUGACAACACCUAUAACACCAAUCGCUUCAAGCUUCCACUCUUCCAAGCUACAGGGCAAACAUGUCUUGGAUCGGUAUUCAAUGCAGCAUUUGGUCUCAUCGAUAAUGAGAGACUAGAGGGGUUCCAGUUCUUAUCGCAGAGUAUCUUACAACUCAUUAAUCAGAACUCUAUUCGCCAACCAGAUGUUAUUAUCACCGACUACGACAGACAGAUGAAGGCAGCUCUUAACGAAUACUUUCCGAAUGUGCAACAACAGCUUUGUAUUCACCAUAUCAACUCAAACGUUAUGCUUAAAGCCAAGCAGAAGUGGCUUCAGAGCUAUUCUAGUAGUAGUGGGUCUGAAGAAGACGAUCUAGCUCCACAACCAGUUACCGAACUUAGCGAUGAGGACCAUGCCUAUAUCCAUACUUCAGUAGAUGGGGCUACGCCACAUAGCUACCGGGGGGUUCUUAUAAUGUGGAAGUUGGUUCUAUUUGCUGAGACAGAGGAUGCCUUUAGGAAAGCAUGGGCAAACCUUUGCAAAGAGUUUAAGGACCAACGGCCUAUUCUGAACUACCUGCAUGGAAUAUAUCUACCACUAAGGGAGCAGUGGGCACGUUAUUCUAUUCGCCAGUACCGAAACUUCGGCAUCCGUGUAACCUCAGGGACGGAAUCAAGCAACAACAACAUCAAGGGCUAUCUUCUUAAUGGACUUAGCCACCUAUAUCACUUAGUUAAUGUGAUGCAGGAUAUGCUUAAGGAUCAAGAGGUUCGCUUCAAGCAAGCUUGUGCACAGGAUGAGAUCCUCACAAGCCGUGAGUUUAUAGGGAACAGAUCUGAGUACCUUGGGGAGCUUCGAACAAUACUCUCAUCGCAGUGUCUUGGUUUGAUUACGAAGCAAUACCGUCUGGCAAAGAAGGCUCUACCAACAGGUAGAAAUCCAUUUCCAGCGCCUCUUAGAGACUGCACAGAGGACUGUACUGUCUCUAUAGAGUAUGGUAUCCCAUGCUGCCAUAAGAUCUACUCUAAACUUGUAGAUGGGGUACAGUUUAUGAAGGAUGAGGUUCACCCACGAUGGCGGCUGCGGGAGUCUUCUUCCCAGGAUCCAUAUCGACGGAUCCUUGAUCCGAAGAUUGCAGGAAACCUCCGUGGCAGACCUAAGAACUCAAUGCAGCCAGUCCCAUCAUCCCUAUCAUUAAGGGAUAGCACCCAAUCAAGCAGCCAGCUAGCUAGACAAUCACACAGCCAACUACAAAGUCAACAACCUAGCCAAUUAGCAGCAGGGCGCAGGCGUGGCAGACCACCAGGAAGCCGUAAUAGGACCACCUUAGCAAGGCUUACACAAGAGACAGCCAGUAGCCAGGCGCCAACCUCUUCCCAGCGGCAGACACGAAGCCAAGUAACUACUCUUAGUACUGGCCGAUCAACUGGCCUUCGUUCGAAUGGAAGAAGAUUACAGGCAAGCAUCCGUAGGACGAGGAGUCAAUGGGAACUACUUAGUAGUAGUGAUGAGAGUCUCAAACGUUGA